AUGAAGCUGCUUCUCCUCCUCGCCAGCACUGCCCUGGCAGCAUGGCACAAACCUCUUCCCGGCCACUUCUCGCUCCUCGCUCGCGACUUCAAUGGCAACUGCACCGCUAAAAACACCUGCUCGGACUGCUACGGCCCAGGAAACAUCAUUUGCGACAACGCAGGCUGCUUCAAUCCAAACAAGGGGGAGCAAUGCUGCAAAGACGGCUUUUCCUGCGUCGCAAAAGAUAACUCCUGCUGUGACGCCUUGGUACGCCUCCCUAUUCCUACGUCCACUACACUUACUAAUGGCCAAAAGGGAACAGGAACACCAGGAACAGACGGCCUGAUCCCCUUCCCCACCACCACCUCGGCAGCCGGCUCGACAGCCGGCACCCUCGACACGAUAACCUGCACACCCCAGCAAACCAACGAGGAAUGCUGCUCGCAGAACGGCCGAUAUCCGUCCCUGAAGUGGUGCUCUGGGAGUUACCCCCACCAAUUUUGCUACAACCCCAAGCACCAGACCUGCUGUUCCGAGGGGACGGUGUGUUUCGGCGAGGGGUGCUGUGAUCUGGUGAGCGCGAGCGCUAUUACGCCAGACCCUGCGCUUGCGACUGCCUUGCCGAGUGGGAAUAAGGGGUCCGUGCCUGUGUCUACGUCGGCGGUGGGCACAACCUCGAAGUUGGGCGCAGGGUCUGCUAUUGCAACUGCCACUGCAACUGGCAAUUUGAGUCCGAGUCAGAGCAAGAAUGCGGCUCUUGCGACGGGGAUUAAUGGCAUCUUGAUGGGUGCAGGAGUGAUCAUGGCUGGACUGGGGUUGUAG
This is a messenger RNA of Aspergillus udagawae, 804 nucleotides long. RefSeq lists its product as uncharacterized. The coding region runs from base 1 to 804 and encodes 267 amino acids. The record is from RefSeq and is a predicted model, not a curated record. The transcript has 3 exons. Lineage: Eukaryota; Fungi; Ascomycota; Eurotiomycetes; Eurotiales; Aspergillaceae.